This is a messenger RNA of Haliotis rubra (blacklip abalone), 3516 nucleotides long. RefSeq names its product ribonucleases P/MRP protein subunit POP1-like. Gene Ontology annotation, biological process: tRNA 5'-leader removal. Lineage: Eukaryota; Metazoa; Mollusca; Gastropoda; Lepetellida; Haliotidae. The record is from RefSeq and is a predicted model, not a curated record. Bases 273 to 2918 code for a protein of 881 amino acids. Gene Ontology annotation, cellular component: ribonuclease MRP complex; nucleolar ribonuclease P complex. The transcript has 8 exons.
GUGGGCGUCGCAUAGAUGCCACGCACUGUGUUGGAGCUGAAGUAAGGCCAUGCUUUCAGGGAAAAGAGAUAUUUCAUGAUUCUGUCAACAUGCAACACAGUCAUGUGAUGCUAUCGUCAACCAAGAGCAGUUGGCAGUACUGGUGUACUCUUGUGAUAAAUUCGUGGGACUUUUGCGUCGACGACAACUAACGAAGUAACUGAAAAUGUUUGUUGAAAAAAUUUCAGCUCCCGCAUCUAAUUGGAAUUAGGCCAGGUUGGAUUUCAACCAACAUGUCUCAGACUGAAGUGACUGGCAGUGGGACUCGCAAGAGGAAACGUACAGGCUCCAUUGAUUUGAAUGGAAAAGUGAAAAAAGAAUCUGGAGAUAAGAACGAUGACCUUCUCAGUCAUGCUCCUGAGAGUGUGAAGAUUGUAGACCUGGUAGAAAAUAGAGCAACAGAAAUCAUUGCAUUGACAAAUCAUGUUGAUAAGAUUGGAGGGACAAAGCUUGUGUCACAGCGUCUCCCUCGUCACAUGCGACGGCGUGCCCUCAGUCACAAUAUACAGAGACUACCCAGAAGACUGCGGGAGGUGGCCGCUAAAGAGAUUGAGCGGACUAGUUCCACAAAGAAACCAAGCAGGAAGCACAGGCGACGACCCAAGAACUUGAUGUCUGAGUACCAGCGCCGUCAGCGGAGGGUAUCUUGGCUGGAGACUCAUAUUUGGCAUGCCAAGAGGUUUCACAUGGUAGAGAAAUGGGGUUAUCGGCUCCCUGAUCAUCCCAAUGACAAGAGCAUGAGAGCCUGUCACAGGGCAGCAGAUAAAUACUGUCUGUUGCAGGAUGUCUCCUAUGAGGGCUGUAUAGAGAUAACAGGCCAGGAAGAGAAGAUCAGACUCUGUCUGUCACACUUGGUGUCAGACCAAACAGGGCCUACACUUCUCGGCAAGCAGUAUGUAAAGGGAAGCAAGUGGGGUGAGACUGUUAUGUUUGGCCUUGACCAGUAUCCACACCAUGCUAUUGGCCGUGUGUCCUUCCUGUGGAGACCUCCACAGUCGGAAGACAACACAGAGAGACAGCUGUGGCUGUGGUGUCAUACAGCUAGUUUUGAGAGCAUUUGGCAGGAACUAGUUCAAUCUGUGGGUCUAGAAUUUGAUGUAAGUUCAAAAAGUGAACAGACAUCCUCGCAGAAAGACAAAGAGGAAACAGAUGAGAAAAGUGAAAAUACUGCCCCAACCUGUGAGAAACCUGACCUGAGGGAUCUUCAUUUUGAUGCAGGUGGUAUCAGACUCAAGUCUUUGAAAGAUGGCCUGUGUAAGUUCCGUCUUACUGGUCAGACGUCACAUGCGAUAGUAGCUGAGGUGUUGCAGGCCAGUGAUGUCAGUGUAACAGAUAAAACAGGCUCCCUCUGGUGGCAGAAGUUUUAUACAGGGGAAGACAAUCAGAAGAACUGUGCAGAACAGAAGCAGGUAUCUGAUUGGCUGAAGAAAUAUCAGUCAGCAACAGAAGUGCCCCCUUCACAGGUAGUUGUGCUGACAGUACGAGAUCCCAGACUGUUGCUACCACCUAAGAAGAUAAAAGUAAUGCCCAAAAUGGAAGUUGGGCAGGCACAGUCCACCCUUACUGAUGCUGUCCUGGUCAAGACCUCUCCUCUCUGGGAUGAAGCUGUACGACAGGAAGUGAAGUCAUCCAAGAUGGCUGACCAUGAGCUGAACAAGAGACGGGGUGAAAAUCUUGUGCCAGGAAUGCCAGUAGAUCUUGGAUUAGAUGAGUCCCGAAUACCAGUGUUGUUGCUUCAGAGGCCAGGCUACAGGACCACCAUUUCUGCUAGCAGACAGCAGCAGCCCAAGUCAGUCCACCAGGGAUUUGGGUGUGGCUGGGAUGUGAUUGUUCCACAAGGAUGGGGCACUGCCUUCCACAUUGCUUUUGUAUUCCGUGGAGCAAGAGUUGGGGGACUGAGAGAAGCCUCAGCUGUGUCUCGGGAAGCAGGAACUCUGCAGUUCCCAGCUGACUUCCCGGACACUGAAGCUGGAAGAGUGUAUGCAGCUGAGCAGAAGGACCAGCUGAAGAAGAAGUAUGACCGCAACCCUCCAGCCAAGCGACCCAACUAUGUGAAGAUGGGUGUCCAAAAUCCAUUCCUAUGUCCCUGGUUGCAGUUGGUGGAUGAGUGGCAAUCUACUGAGGCUUCACAGUCUCCAUCUGGUCGGAUCUUUGUGUUAAGGAAUUUAAGAAUGUUGAAGCUGUUGAAUGAAGUCAUGAGGAUGCAGCAAAAAGAUGAUGGGGCAAACUUGAGCAAACUUGAUGCAUUUCCCAGAAAGGCUGAACUAGAGGAGUUUGCACUUUCUAAUGCUCGGUGUCUAAUUCCUCUCCGGAUUACAAUGCAUGGGAAAGGUGUCCCACUGAAGUUUGCUCACAUUUGUAUCCCCAAGGCGGAAGAUUUUGAGUGUCUAAACAAGGACUCUGAUAGUGAAGGUCCUUGUGAACCAAAGCAUCCUGACCCUGAAGGGGUAAGAAGGAAAAAGGCAAAAAAGCAAAAGAAAAAGUCCAAGAAAACAACAGCAACUGAUCUAAAGUCAGCCCUGGCAAAACCAUCUAACCCCAUGGAGGCAGCUUUAGCCGAAAUGCUUGCAUAUGGAGAUGAAUCAAAAUCAAACAAGCCAGAGAAGGAAAACAAGGACUUCUCUCCAAUAAAGGAAUUACCAAAUGCCAGUUCAUCUGUUGAGAAAAUGAUCAACAGUACAAAACGUCAGAUAAUUGGCUUUGUGAAUGAUGGAGACUUUUCUCUGGGACAAGGUCAGGGUCAUGGGAAGGCAUUCUGCUCCCUGCUUGGUCUUGUGAAGCUAAUGUCUGAUGUCCCAGCCGGUGCCCCAUGUCUUGCAUUAGUGAGGAACACCACAUCUCUGCAGUACCGCUUUGUCUGGCUGUCAGUCAUCAUAUGAUCAGUGCCGAUGUUAUCUGAGAUCCAGGUCUCUUCAUGGCUCUGGUCAGGAACUCGACAUGCUGUCUUCAUGUCAGCCUUUAGUCAUUUUGUCAAAGGUUCCAGCAUGUGCUAAUGUCUUACACUAGUAAGGAAGCCCAAUAAGACUAUUGUUGCUUUGGCAUGUUGUUUGCACCAUAUUUGAGAGCCUUCUCUGUUCUUAGAAACAAAACUCUAAAAUGUAAACAGUUGAUAUUCAGGUUUUCAUGAAGAUAUAAAACACUUAAGAAUAUCUCACAUGAUGUCUUGUAGUAAUGAUACUACACUUUUGUAUGGAUCAUCUUUUGUUUCUGAUACAAUACGUGUUUUAAAGCUGAUUAUCUUUGAGGGAAGACACUUUAGCAAAUCAUAAGAAAAAACCUGGAUGGAUCACCCUAACAACUGUGUCUAAAUAUUUUGACGGAAUUGUAGUUGAGUUUUUGUUAAUGAUAUGUUUAUAUGUUAUAUCUUUGUUAGGAAUUGUUAUUUUAUUUCUUAGCUGUUAUAACACUUAUUCAAAAACCUUAAUGCUUUCAUAAACCAAAACAUAAUUGAAACGAAUAAAGGCUUCUGUGAAUACA